GUGAUCACGUAACAUUGACAUAUCUAGGCAUUCACGUUGUCAGAAUGGGUUAUCAUUACAAUCGUCUUGUCUUAACAACGAGCUCUUUCUGACAUUCACAAUUCGUUCAGUAGUAUGCUAGCUAGUUAUAAACGUCACUUGGGAAUGUAAAUUCUCUCAAACGUCCUUGUUAUUUUUACAUUUGUGUAGGUAGCGAGUAAGCAACCUCGAAAACCCCCUGUGUUCGGAAACAAUGUUGGCGUGCAACCGACUAGUGAAUGUCAUAAAGCACACAAGGAUUCGUAUAGUAUCCAGGCAUGUCACGACCUCGUGGUCUCCAGUUGGAGCAGCAUUUAAUGCAAGACAACACAGGAGACUAGACUUAUUUGAGAGAAAUGUGGGCUUAUUUGGGGUACCAGAGCUUAGUACCCCAGCAGGGUUCGAGAUUGUCGAGAGCAGAGCCCUAAAGGAGACGGAAAAGCUGGUGAAGACAGCAUGCAGCAGCUCUCCUGGAGCUCUCACCGUGGAGACCUUCGACCAGCUCUCUGACAACUUGUGUAAAGUGGCUGACCUGGCCGAUUUCAUCAAAGUAGCACACCCUGAUCCCGCAUUCCGAGAAGCAGCCGAGAGGACAUGCAUCAGUAUUGGAACUGUGGUGGAAAAGCUGAACACGAAUGUCGAGCUGUGUAAGAGUCUAAAAAAUCUACUGGAUAAUAAAGAUGUUUUGGACACCUUGGACCCAGAGACAAGGAGAGUGGCAGAACUAUUCAUGUUUGAUUUUGAGAUUAGUGGAAUUCAUCUGGAUGAAAAAAAGCGAAGGCAGGCCGUCAUCUUCAAUGUCAAACUCCUGGACCUGAACAAUGAAUUCCUUAUGGGCUCUCACAUGCCAAACAAAAUCGAGAAACGGGCUGUGCCUGAACACAUUCGUCACUGCUUCUCCAUUGAUGGAAACUGUAUACAGAUUGGUGGCCUGCAUGCCGACUCGCCUAAUGAUCUGGUGCGAGAAGCUGCUUACAAGAUUUUUCUUUAUCCCAAUCCAAAUCUUUUGCAUUGUCUUGAAGAGCUUUUGGCUUGCAGGAACAAGCUAGCUAAACUGGUGGGCUAUGAGUCAUUUGCACACAGAGCUUUGAAAGGGACAAUGGCUAAAACUCCAGAGACUGUGAUGAAAUUCCUCAAACUACUGACACACAAACUCUCUGACAGAACAGCAAAAGACUUCCAAAUGAUGAGGGACAUGAAGAGGAAAGUAAAUCAGAGAAAUUCUGAGCUUAUGCCCUGGGAUCAUCCUUACUUUAGUGGGGCCAUGCGUGCUGAAAGAUACAACAUCGAGCCCAGUCGGUAUAGCCCGUACUUCUCCCUGGGGGCCUGCAUGGAGGGCCUCAACACCCUCUUCACACGGCUGCUGGGUGUUUCUUUCCAGGCAGAACAGCCCAAGGCGGGAGAGGUGUGGAGUGAGGAUGUCCGCAAGCUGGCAGUGGUUCAUGAGACUGAGGGGCUUCUGGGAUACAUCUACUGUGACUUCUUCCAUAGGCCUGAUAAACCACACCAGGACUGCCACUUCACCAUCCGUGGGGGGCGCCUGAAGGAGAACGGCGAGUACCAGCUCCCUGUGGUGGUGCUCAUGCUUAGCCUUCCACACCCCACCAAAAACACCCCCACGCUGCUCACACCUGGCAUGAUGGAGAACCUCUUCCAUGAGAUGGGACAUGCCAUGCAUUCAAUGAUGGGCCGAACACGCUACCAGCAUGUGACAGGAACCCGGUGCUCCACUGAUUUUGCUGAAGUUCCAUCGAUUCUCAUGGAGUACUUUGCUACAGAUUACCGGGUGGUGAAUCAGUUUGCACGACAUUAUCAGACGGGAGAGCCCCUGCCCAAAAGCAUGUUGUCUGGCCUGCGUGAGUCCAAACUGGUCUGUGGUGCUGCAGACACUCAACUUCAGGUUUUCUACGCUGCUCUGGACCAGGUUUAUCAUGGCAAGCCCCGAAAUCAAUCCACAACUGAAAUUCUUAGACAGACACAGGAGGAAUUCUAUGGAUUGCCCUAUGUUCCAAAAACAGCCUGGCAGCUGAGAUUCAGUCACCUCAUUGGGUAUGGUGCCAAAUACUACUCCUACCUCAUGUCCCGGGCGGUGGCCUCCAUGGUGUGGAGACAGUGCUUCCUCAAAGACCCCUUCAACAGGGAAAUGGGAGAGCGCUACCGCAGAGAGAUGCUGGCUCACGGUGGGAGCAAGGAGCCCAUGCUCAUGGUCAAAGGCAUGCUGCAGAAGUCUCCCACCGUUGAGGACUUCGUGGACGCCCUGGUGUCAGAUCUGAACCCCGACUUUGAGCCAUCUUAGUGGGCUCCGACAGCUAAGUGGAUGGAACUCCAAACGGAAACGGGUUUCUUUUUAAAAUUCUCCCAGUGCCCUGUCCUCUUCCACCACCUCCAUUCCUGCUCCUAUGGGACUAAACUUCAGUAACUACUGAAAAAGCCAGUAAAUGGAGCUGAUCAUAGCAGACUGUGAAAUAAACACCAUGGAUCACUCGAUGGAACACUGCUCCAUAAAAUUUAUCAUUCUUUUGCUCUCUUGUACCUCCACAGGGGGCCUUGUACAGUGUGUUGUUACCUUAUGGCAGAUAAUGGAUAUCUGUAAAGGAAUUUUCCCUCUGAAACCUCUUGCACUGUGCUGUGAUAUGUUUUUAUUAGUCACCAGUGUCCGUUAUGCAAGGUCUUGUAAGGUUUGAUGCUUGAUGUGUAAAAAUUCUUUAUCCUUACUGCACUACAGUGUUCAGUAUUUACAUCUUGAAUUUAGCAGACAAACAUGUUUUGCCAUUGCUUGUGGGCGACCUUCCUUUGUUUCAAGUCACCUGUUUCUGGAUGUGAAAAGGUCAUGAUUUGCACAUCAAUGUCAUUCCAGGUUCAGUACCAUGGGAGGGGAUGAGAAGUCUGUUCUUUCUGUCACCGUGCCAGUGUUUUGACAGAGAGGGGAAAAAUGGCUCC
Molecule: messenger RNA, 2958 nt
Organism: Megalops cyprinoides (Indo-Pacific tarpon)
Lineage: Eukaryota; Metazoa; Chordata; Actinopteri; Elopiformes; Megalopidae
Product: mitochondrial intermediate peptidase-like
Exons: 19
Coding region: 233-2314 (693 amino acids)
Biological process (GO): peptide metabolic process
Cellular component (GO): mitochondrion
Molecular function (GO): metalloendopeptidase activity
Source: RefSeq, a predicted model, not a curated record